AUGGAUGUGAAUGCGUUUUAUCUGGAGAACGUCAGUAUUAAUAACGCCGCGUUCUUCAAUGACAGCAGGAACAUCACGCUCUUACCGUAUUAUCAGCAUUCUCUGGCGGUGGCCACUCUCUUUAUUCUGGCGUAUGUUCUCAUCUUCUCGCUGUGCAUGGUGGGAAACAUCCUGGUGUGUUUCAUCGUGCUGAAAAACAGACAAAUGAGAACGGUCACAAACAUCUUCAUCCUGAACCUGGCCAUCAGCGACGUGUUAGUGGGCAUCUUCUGUCUCCCCAUCACGCUGGUGGAUAACCUCAUCACAGGUUGGCCGUUUGAUGUGUUGAUCUGUAAGAUGAGUGGUCUGGUUCAGGGGGCUUCAGUCUCUGCGUCAGUCUUCACACUGGUGGCCAUCGCAGUGGAGAGGUUCCGCUGUAUCGUUUAUCCCUUUCAGCAGAAGUUGACUCAGCGUCAGGCCAUCAUCACCAUCGCCUUCAUCUGGGCUCUGGCCGUGGCCAUCAUGUGUCCCUCGGCGGUCACGCUGACGGUCUCUCUGGACCUCCAGCACAUGACGGUGGAUCGGGACGACAUCACUCACCCCCUGUACACCUGCUGGGAGGCGUGGCCUGACCAGAGCAUGAGGAAGAUCUACACCGCCGUCCUCUUCUCGCACAUUUACCUGGCGCCCGUCGCGCUCAUCGUCAUCAUGUACACGCGCGUCGCCGUCAAGCUGGUCAGAUCGCCGGACUCCAUCCGAGACAGGCGCGCGGAGGACGAGAGCCGGCGGGUUCACAGGAGAAGGCUGAAGGUGGUGAACAUGUUGCUGAUGGUGGCUUUGCUCUUCACCGUGUCUUGGCUUCCUCUGUGGAUCGUCAUCAUGCUGACGGAUUACGGGAAUCUGACGGCCACUCAGCUGGAUCUGGUGGCCGUCCACAUCUUCCCGUUCGCUCACUGGCUGGCCUUCUUCAACAGCAGCGUCAAUCCUAUAGUGUACGGAUACUUCAACGAGAACUUCCGUCGAGGAUUUCAGGCGGCGUUUAAGCUCGGUCUUUGUCUGGUGGAGGUGCCGCCGCAACCCAGACGCAACAGCGCAUGGAAACACAACCGGGUGUUUGCGGACGGGGAGCGGGCGAGUGCGCAGGGUAACGGCAGGAGAGACAGGAGUGAUGAGUUAGUGCUGGAGGAUCUGGACUGA
This is a messenger RNA of Triplophysa dalaica, 1176 nucleotides long. Its product is annotated as neuropeptide FF receptor 1-like. Gene Ontology annotation, cellular component: membrane. The transcript has 3 exons. Gene Ontology annotation, molecular function: peptide binding; neuropeptide receptor activity. Bases 1 to 1176 code for a protein of 391 amino acids. The record is from RefSeq and is a predicted model, not a curated record. Gene Ontology annotation, biological process: G protein-coupled receptor signaling pathway. Lineage: Eukaryota; Metazoa; Chordata; Actinopteri; Cypriniformes; Nemacheilidae.